UCAAAAUCGCUUGGCAGCCACAGGGUUUUUGUGAAAAUAUUUUCUAAUUUUUGUGUGUUCAAUAGUGAUACGUGCCCUGGGAAAAUUUGCGCUGUGCGAAUUCUUUACCCUCAAAGAAUUUCUCAUCGAUUUAACCGAUAGAAUCUUCGCGUUGAGAUACCGAAUCCGAGUGUUGUGAGCGCAGCUUCGCUUGGCCGUCCAUUGAAAUGCCUCAAAAACGAAAGAAGCGGGUUUUAACCCCAGUUGAUGAGAAUGAGGAGACCAUGGAUCCUUCGGAGGAUAAUGUCCAUGGAAAUUCCAAGCACCAACACGGCCCAAUGUACACAAUUAUGUCGAACGCUCAGCUGAACGAGACUUUCCACAACAAAUACAUCAGAGAAAUGCAGCAAUUAUACAUGAAGAUGGACCACGACGCUUUCAUGUUUACACUCAUCAAAAUGCUGAAGUGCGCCAUGGCAACGGAGGAGACGAAUGAAUAUGCUCAGACAACGCUCGCAUUUUGUGCUAAAUUUGUGGCAUCCUAUGACGGGGAAGACACGCAUCCGAUUUUAACAGCCACAUUUAAAUGGCUGAUGUCGACAAUCAGCAACAACCCGCAUAUCCGCUUCCGUCUAUGCCAAUUCGUUAACAUGGUACUGAAUGCAUUGGGCCUAGAAGCCGCCCUUGACGAUACAAUUUGCGACAAUAUCCUCACAUACAUGAUAAGUCGUUUACGAGAUUUGAAUCCUAAUGUGCGGGUACAAGCAAUAUUGGCCCUCCAACGCCUCCAAGUGCCCGACAAUCCUGAUGACAUAGUUGUGAAGACCUACCAGUUCCAUUUGAGUUCAGAUCCAUCGCCUCGGGUUCGACAAGCCGUCAUCACUUCAAUGGGGAGGAAUUACAAUACGAUUCCGUACAUAUUGGAGCGCUUGUGGGACGUAGAUGAGAAGGUUCGACGCCACACGUACCUCCACAUGAGCAGUUACCCUGUUAAGGCUUACAAAGUAUCGCAAAGGCUUACCUUCCUAGAGCAGGGGCUGAACGAUCGUUCGGAUAUGGUCCGAAAAGUUGUAACAACCGUGAUGUUGCCACAAUGGCUGGAGUCAUAUAACAGGAACGUCAUUGCCCUGAUUUCAGGUCUGAAGUUGGAUGCCAACGAAGCGGAGAUUGAUCGUUUCAGGAAGAUAACGAAAAUGGCCCUUUUUGAGAUUUUCAAACGUCAAAAGAAAGACGAUUUGGUCGCAACAUUGCCGCUCGAAGAGGAUGGCGAAUAUGAAAAAUGCGUUCCAUUCGAGAAACUUACAGUGGAAGUUACUCUUUUUUGGUUGGGUUUGAUUGAAUAUUUACAACAUGAAAAUGCUGACGAACUGGAUUCGAUAAUACCCGAGUUGACAACAUUUUGUAAUUAUGUUCAAAAAUAUUGUGAAUCAUCAAAAUCAGACAUGGACAAGUGGCAGAAAAUGGAAUAUCAGUAUAUCUUACUUACAUUAAUGGAAAUUGUAUACACGUUUGAUCUGGGCGAUGAAAUUGGUCGUGAUAAUUUGAAAAUUCUUUUGGAAACGCUUCUUAAAAAUUUCGAUAUCGAAGAGCAGACAAUUAAGGUGAUCGUUCAGUGUACGGAGAAUUUGAUAACAAAACAAGAAGAUCGUCUGCAGUUUUUUGUCGAUAUCAUCAAAGAUUUAACUGAUGCAAAAAGUCUAACAAAUGAAUUAUCACACGAUCGCACAUUAAUCGAAGAGCUCCUAGAGAAACAUUCAGAGAAAGAUUUGAAAUUCCAAAUAUCUUCACUUAAAGUGAAAAUGUUGGAUUUAGAAGAACAAGAGACUAAUUUCGUUCAACGAAAGGAUUACGCUCAGGCACAACGUAUCGCUGAAGAAUUGACUGCAUGUCGCGAAGAGUACAUGAACAUGCUCAAGCCCAUUCUGAAAGAAGUUUCAAGUUCCGAUAGUGAAGAAUCCAGAAAAUUCAUGUCUUUAACGUUUCAACAGAAAAAGUUAUCCCCAGAAAUUAUAAUCAAAUCACUUCAGAUAGCCUUCUACAUGGUUGUGUCGAAAAAUGUUAAAUCACUAACGCCUAAUGUUUGUGAUCUGUACAAGGACUUCAUCCGACGUCAUGUCGAGUCGAAUCAAAUUGGGGUGAGGGACUGGGCUCUGAAGUGUGGCACCGCCUACAGUAUGCUUUAUGAACCACUUUCAAAAGAUGUGUACAACACCCUAUAUUCACAAUUCUAUAAAAAUCAUAACGUGAGAUUGUGGAAGACCGCAAUUGAAUGCAUUUUUGAGUUAUUGGACAGAUAUACAUGUUCACAUUUUGACGUUGAAGACAAGCACAACAAAAGCAGGAAAGCUGGCCGGCAAUUGUACAACACAAGUACAUUGGAUUCGAUCGACGCUGAGGAAGAACCAUCGACAAGUGCUGCUCACGGUGUGGAUCUAAUAUUCAUGAUGUCACAUUUUUUGGACACCUGUGAUGAUACUUGCAUAUUAAGGGCUUUGGUAGUUGGAUUCUGUCGUCUUGUAUUGCAUGGGCACAUAAAGAAUGACGACAUAAUAGAAAAAUUGCUGUUGAAAUAUUUCAAUCCAAUCACAGAUCCUGAAAUUAAUCAGAUUUUGGGUGUAUUUUUUGAAAAUCUAAUAAAAAGAAAAAAACACGAACACCUUCAACCAUGUCUCCUUCCAACGAUAUCAACAAUAAUGAGUGCGCCGUACGAUAGUCCGUUGCACGAGAUAAAGCCAGACAAUGUACUUCGGUUUGUGAUUGAUUCGACCCGUCCGAUUCACAAUAGUUCGGGACCGAACAUUCAUGAUAAUUUGGCUUUAUCAUUUUUGCGAGAAAUGCAAAAUAAUAUUUCCAAUAAGGAAUUACUAAAGAUUCUUGCGAAGGAACUAACUACACUAAGCAUAUCAGCAUCAGAUGAGAGCUCAUCACGCGAUGAAAUGAGAGAAGGAAUUGCGAAGUUAUUGCAGUGUGAUAUCGACCCGAAGACUGCCAAAUAUCUCGUAAACUUCCGUGAUCUUCUAGAUGGCAUAUAUCAACCCAGCCUAAUGAGUGUCAGGACAACUGCAGGAAGGCCAGACGGUUCUGACGCAGAAAAUGAGGAAGUAUCUGACGAUGAGGAUGAAAAUCGUAACCUUCUCGAGAAUAAUGAAAAAGAUAAAGAAACACAAGCAAAUGAAAAUGGUUUGGAGACACUGGCGGAAGAAACCGAAGCAGAGUUGAAUGGAGGCGAAGUGGCAUCUAAUGAAAAGUCCCUCCAAGAAACAGAAAAUAAUAUAUCAUCUCUGCCUGAAGUUAGAAACGACACCAGUCAACCUGAAGAGCAAAACGAAGUAAAUACCGAAAAUAUUGUUAAGACCCCGGCUCCGAAACAAUCAGCGCCCACAGAACAGCAAACACCCACUACUUUUGGCAAAGAUAACACCACAAAGCUAAGAUAUCUACGAAAGUCCAUGAAUGUCAAUCGAAGAAGCUCAGAGGGAGUGCCUCCAUCUAAGAAGCAGAAAUUUGGAAACGAUGAGAAUCAACCAAAUACACGGACACGGAGAAACGUUAGAAAUCCACCUUCCCCAAGAAAGCGAAGAUCUGAAUCACAAGAUACAAACAAAUCUACUCACGAAAUGGAUAACACGACAAGCAAUAAUGAAAAAUCUAGGAAAUCAGAAACAAGUAAAACCAGCUCGAAUGAACAAGGAGAUGACAGCAGAGCUCAAGAUGAAAGUCAUGAUGCUGAAAAAGGGCCGGAAGCAGUGAGUGCGAGCGAAUCAAGACUAGGAAAUGAUGCUUCUAACAAAGAAAAAGAAAGUUCAAUAAGAAGGUCCGAAUCCAGCGAAGAAUUGCAGCCACUUGUAGUAUCAGAAGAUGAAGUCGUUGAAUCGUCGAAAUCAGAUGAAGAAGUUGAAGAGUCUAGUGAUGAAGAGGAUGAAGUUGCUGCUUCGCCAGAGGCGGUCGAGGUAACAACAACUAGGAGUAGGAGAAAGCCUGCUGAGAAAGAAAACGCAUCAUCGCUUACUCAGGCUUCGCGAAGCAGUCGCAAUAUGCGAAAUUCUCUUGGGAAAUCGGCUGGCACAACAACGACUAAAGCGGGAUCCACUGCCGCAUCUGAAAAAGAAUCUCAAAAGGAGACAAGACGGGAAGGUAUUUUAAAACGACGUCAACGUCUGUUUGUGUCACCAGAAACGAGGAAAGGUGACGACUUGGAUUUCAUUAGUCCAUUACGUAAAAAUCCAAGAAAAAAUCUUGAAAUUUCAGAAACCCCGAAUAAAAACUCAGAAAAAUCACAAAACAAUUCGAAAGAUAAAUCCCCAACAAACAGAAAUAGAGCCAGUGCCACGGACUUAACGGCCAGUGCAGAGAAACGAAUUCGAACCAGUAAAAACCCCGUUCUGAAGGUGAGCCGUAGUAUCGUUUCAAAUAAUUCGCCGCAUCAAACGAGAAGCGCUAGCAAACAAGAUUUUCUACUAAAUACUAUUAUCACAAGGAAAAAACUAUCAAGUGAGAAAACACCGCUGCGAGUGAGUUUGCAGGGCAAAAAUGCGGCGUCGGGAAGUUUGACGAAAAAUCAAAACAACAAAGAAAACACCAUUGAAUCGGGGAAUAAGAAAAGCACAAGCAACGAACGGAACUCCGGGGCGACUGACAGGUCAAAAACUCAAACUCCCAUCAAUAAAAUCAACAGCCUUACGAAAGAGAAGAGUAAAACUAUUGAAAAGUCCAGUAAUUUGGUGUCAAAACAAAAUAAUGAAAAUCAAAGUAGAUCUCGGGCGGAGACGCGUGUAGGCAACUCACAAAAAGCAUCUACGUCUGUGGAUCGUGCGAUGUCUCGAUCACAAACACGAUCAACACGACAAGGUUCAGUGAAAAAAUAUUCGGGCAAAAUACCGAUUUUGUCAACACGACUAAGAGUGAAAAAAUAGCCAAAGUAUUUGGAUGAUUUCUGUUGCAUGUUUGUAUUUAAUCGUAGAAAACGUAAACGAUAGUAUGAUUAGAUGUUUGUAUGUGUCUUUGCAUUUGGAUGAAACAAAUUUAGAUUUAGGGUUAGGAUAAGGCUACAUAUUUUUUGUUUGUGAAGGAAUAAAUAUAAACUGAAUGUCCUUUA
Molecule: messenger RNA, 5074 nt
Organism: Hermetia illucens (black soldier fly)
Lineage: Eukaryota; Metazoa; Arthropoda; Insecta; Diptera; Stratiomyidae
Gene: Cap-G
Product: condensin complex subunit 3
Exons: 17
Coding region: 207-4892 (1561 amino acids)
Biological process (GO): mitotic chromosome condensation
Cellular component (GO): condensin complex; cytoplasm; condensed chromosome
Source: RefSeq, a predicted model, not a curated record